AGCAGCUGCAAGCAUUCGAGUUCGAGAAUCAUGAAUGACUAACCGUUUCUUUUUUAUACUUUGUAUUUUGUUGGUUGGAUGUUGGAUUAUUAUUAAGUGAUAUAUUAAAUAUUUAUUGAAAAACUUUAGCAUUAAUUUUUUCCGUUUGUAUCAGCCUGUUGUGUCUUACAAACAUGAAUUAUCAAGAAAAUCAAUUGUCAGACAUGUUAGAAGUUUACAUAUGUACAAAAUUGUCAGAACCGGAGAUAAACACGAGGAGAUACAGAAAAGGUAUGACCAUUAAUGAUCUAAAAAAUAAAUUGGAAAUGAUCACUGGACGAUCGGCCGGUACUAUGAUACUAUCAGCUUACGAUAAAGAUAAGUUAAUAGCCAAAUUGGAUGAUGAUGAUUCACAAUUGGGAUCAUAUCCAGUUGAAAAUGGUAUGUUUUUAUUGGUUGACGAUCCAGCAUUUGAGGCAUCUGAUCAGGAUUCUGUUGAUGGCUACAAAAUGACCGACGAAGAAUAUAAUGCCAAACAAGAAACAUUGAAAAGCUUUUUAAAGAAUAAUAAGCUGGGUAAAUACAAUCCCGAAUAUCUUAAACAACAAGAACAAGAAAACUUGGAAAAAGAACAACAAGAAAAUAUUGAAAAAGAACAAAUCGACAAAAUGGAAAUUGGACAGAGAUGUUGUAUUCGACUACCGAACAAACCUGCUCAACAUGGCACAGUUAUGUACAAAGGACGAUUAGAUGACAAAAGUGGCUACUGGGUUGGAGUCAAAUAUGAUGAACCGUAUGGCAAGCACAAUGGAACUUUAAAUGGAAAACAAUAUUUUGAAACACCUCCUAAAUAUGGAUCUUUUGUUACUCCUUCAGCAGUUGAAAUUGGUGAUUUUCCAGUGCUUGACGAUGAACUUUAAUCAUUUUAAACAUUCCUUAUUUCUAUGUAUUACUAUUGUUGUCAUCAUUAUUAGCUAACAUCGAUAAAUUAGUAUUAAUUAUGCAAUAUUUUAAUAUAUACUAUAUUUUUUACACUUUUUUUA
Rhopalosiphum maidis (corn leaf aphid) is the source of this 1022-nucleotide messenger RNA. RefSeq names its product tubulin-folding cofactor B (gene TBCB). The coding region runs from base 174 to 899 and encodes 241 amino acids. The transcript has 2 exons. Gene Ontology annotation, molecular function: microtubule plus-end binding; alpha-tubulin binding. NCBI's taxonomy places the organism in Eukaryota, Metazoa, Arthropoda, Insecta, Hemiptera, Aphididae. Gene Ontology annotation, biological process: post-chaperonin tubulin folding pathway; tubulin complex assembly; cytoplasmic microtubule organization. Gene Ontology annotation, cellular component: nucleus; microtubule plus-end; cytoplasm. The record is from RefSeq and is a predicted model, not a curated record.